Molecule: messenger RNA, 1221 nt
Organism: Danaus chrysippus (African queen)
Lineage: Eukaryota; Metazoa; Arthropoda; Insecta; Lepidoptera; Nymphalidae
Source: the annotation of a GenBank genome assembly
AUGCUAGCACUACUUCUGCUAUACAUCUCAAAGGUUCAGCCUCAAGAGAUUUCAACACCUGCCUCACUCCUGGGACCUGAACACUUCAAUUAUCACGCAUACCGGCUUUCACCAGAAGACAUUAACCCCACCAAGAAAGGUCCCGUAUUAUUUCCAAACGACUCCCCCCCUCCACCGCGUCCUCCGUUAGUGGUAACCUCUCGUCCAAUCUUAGAAUCUAUAGCCAGAAGCGAGCUGAAUCCUCUACCUCAAAACUCAACAGAAACAAAACAAAAUGAUAAGGAUUUUGAUGAGUCAGCAUCCGAUUCGAACAUAUCAAACAAUCCGUAUCAGAAUUUCGUGGACGUGGAUUCAAUUGGAUUGAAUCCAGAAACUCAGGCGAGCUCAUAUUCUGUACCAUACACUGGUGUAUUGAGAAACAGAUUCUAUGACUAUCCUGAUACUAAUAAAGGAUACUAUAAUAAACAGAAUAACUACGCGUUCUCAUACAGAGUGAACGAUCAUAUAACUGGUGAUGAUUUCUCACAUUCACAAAGAUCUAGUGGUUCAGCGACCAGUGGCGAGUACAGAGUUAAACUUCCCGAUGGUAGAACUCAGAUAGUGUCUUACACAGCCGAUGAGAAUGGAUACAAAGCUGAUGUGAGAUAUGAAGAAGAAAUACAAACACACAAACAACAAGACAAUUUGAAUUAUAUACAAAAACAGAAACAAAUAGAUUACUCAUCAAACAAUUACUACGAUACUAACACAAAUUACAAAUACAAUCCGAAAUACCAACAAAAUUCGUAUACAUCCGACACAAAUGACUAUCCAGAUGAUUUCCAAUACGAAUCCAACAAUCCGUACCACAGCAAAUUUUCUAUUUACGACCCAAAGUUUUCAACAAUCCGUCCUAUAACUACGAAUGAAUUAACCGAUUCAGUGAAAUUCGAAUCCAGUACGAAAUCUGUUUAUGUUGCAAAUGAAAAUAUCUACACGACUGUAAAACCAUCUCUUCAAACUCUUGCCAUCUCUCAAUCUCCAAUUCCAACAUUAUCUCCAAUUCCAACACUAUCUAUUAUUCCAACUAUAUCUACAAUUCCAACCCAAUCUACAAUUCCAACUCUCUCUCCUUCAUCAUAUCUCGCAUCAACUAUAGCCAACUUGAAGAACAGAAUCGCAUCCAAGCCAAUAUUAUCCAAAAGCUUUAUAGAUAGAAUCAACAGAUAUAUAACUUUUUAA